Messenger RNA from Leptomonas pyrrhocoris, 2056 nucleotides. RefSeq lists its product as hypothetical. Bases 233 to 2056 code for a protein of 607 amino acids. The record is from RefSeq and is a predicted model, not a curated record. Lineage: Eukaryota; Euglenozoa; Kinetoplastea; Trypanosomatida; Trypanosomatidae. The transcript has a single exon.
AGGUCAGGUUCCACAUGUGAGCACUCUCUUCGCCGUCCGUCGUUGAAGACUUCGGCUAAACAACAAAAACAGUACCAUUAAACAUUCCUAACGUUUCUUUUCUUUUCGCUCUGCCUGCGGAAGCAAGAAGACGCAUAUCCUGCUGACUUGUAUUCCUGCUUGACAGUAUUAUCGGCAGCACCAUCAAUAACACUUAAAACAAAAAAAGAAGCAAAGUAAAGUAAAGUAAAAAAUGAUGGACGACGACACACCGACGGUGCUACACAAGCGCUUCAUGGAGCUGCUGCGGGUCUCCGGCCGUAGCCCCAUCCGCGUCUCUCAGAUCGCUGCGAUCUUGGGCAUCAGCCACGACGAAGGCCAAUACGCGACGCUGCGAGACCUGCUCUCCCACAGCCAUGUCAUCGACUACGACGUGGCGCAGCAAACGGUGCGGAGCAUCCUGCCGCCGCACAACGAACGCGAGGACGAGGAUGAGGCUGCGUUGCUGGCGCUGAGCGAUGUGGACGUGGUGGGGCACGGCGGUGCCGCCGCAGCAGCAGCACAGGCGCGAGCGCAUCAUCACCAGCGACGGUCAAACAGCCGACACCCGCCGAUCAGCCGCGGAGUGGCUGGCGGGUACCCGUCCGACACGGGCGCCAUCGGGCCGAACAACGACGGCAACCGCAGCUUUGCGGGUAUGUCGCGCCGUCGUGCGCCAGGUGGGUGGAGCAAGCCCGGUCAGCGUGCGCUGGAGGAGGCGGCGACUUACCUGGGCCCGGUGGGCCGGGUGGGCUACGUUUGUGUGGCGGACGAGCUGCACCUGGGUAAGCUGGAGGCGUACUACCGUGCGCAGGGUUACUACACCAAGUUUGACUUCGACGUGUUGCACGUGCGGUUUGCCCAGCCGCCCUCCAUUGGAAACGUGAAAGUGGAGGCGGACGCGACGGCGCCGAAGGAGGCGGGGCGGCGGGACCGGGACAAGGCGCCACGUCGAGCCGCACCACCUCCACGGCAUGAAGACGGGAGCAGCGGCAUCGCCCUUCCUGGGCACAACAUGCAGGGCACCACCUUCUCGCACGAGAACAACAGCGAUGGCGGGACGCAGCCGCAGAACACGGACAGGAGUGGGUCACCGCACUCGCACGCGAGCUCACAAGGAGUGCGCACGGCGGCGGGCACCAGUCCUACCCGUCGCGACUACGGCAGCACGCGCAACAUCGGAGCCGCCGACGCUGAGGGCGGCGAGGCACCCGCGGCAUCCGCGUCAGCCGCAGCCGCUAGCUCUGCUGCCAGCAACGUGCGUGUCCGGCACGGCUUUGACCUCUUCAUCUUCUCCUACGGUGCCGUGGUUUGGUGGGGGUUCGAUCAGCGCUACUUCAAGAUCGUGGAAAACGACUACAUGCUGCCGCACAGCGCCAUCAGCCACUGCAUGACGAACCGCUACACGACGCAGUUGGUGAAUGAGAACUACCCGGUGUGGUGCACCUACAACCUGGCCCGUCGGGACACCUUAGAGGUGGAAGACGACUUCAAGGCGCGUCUGCGCUUUGACCACUUCGUUAUUCCGUACAGCCACGGCGAGGUGGCCACGGGAAGCGUGCUCAUGCUCUGCGCGUCGCACGCACUGGCCCAGUCGGCGAAGAUCGACUACAUUGAGCUGCAGGUACAAGAGCUGGCGGACGGCUGCUCCCCGUUGCCGCGAGAGCUGCGCGAAAAGGGCAGGGUCAGCAUCACGGAGCGGCGGCUGCUGCAGCUGCGCGGCGAGGUGCUCUCCUACCGUCUAAUGCUGAAGAGUGGGUCCGAUCUGCUGGAUGAGCCCGAUUUUUUCUGGGAGAAUUCGUAUCUGAAACCUGUGUUUCAGGCCACGAAGGAGGAGUUCGAGAUUUCGGAGCGGGUGGAGGCGCUGGACAACAAGUUGGAUGCGGCGAACGAGAUCUUGUCGAUGCUGGCGGAAGACUUCUCGCAGCGGCACGGUGCGCGGUUGGAGUGGAUUGUGAUUUGGCUCGUGUUUGUGGAGGUGGUGAUUGGCGUGCUGGAGCUGCUGGUGGACAUCCGGCCGUGGAUGCACUCGAGGUAA